AUGACUGCCCUUGAUCCUGGACUUCUAAUGCAUGAAGGCGAACUGGCAGUCCUAACUGAAUUAUCCUUGGCUUGCCAGGAGCGAGGCUGGGGUAAAAUGGCAAUCGUCAAUUUAGUUGGAUUGUGCGUUGCUAUGAACUUUACCGAUGUUUAUGAGCCCAGACUACAGUACAGGUCCAAAGACUGCCGGCUAUGA
Molecule: messenger RNA, 195 nt
Organism: Sclerotinia sclerotiorum 1980 UF-70
Lineage: Eukaryota; Fungi; Ascomycota; Leotiomycetes; Helotiales; Sclerotiniaceae
Exons: 3
Coding region: 1-195 (64 amino acids)
Source: RefSeq, a predicted model, not a curated record